AAUAAACAAACCAACCAAGGACGAGAGAAAAUAUCGCCAUCAACACACACAAUAGUCAGUCGUGUAGAAAUUGGCUGUACUUUUAAUUUGUAAUUAUACUUGUAACACCUUACUGCAUAUUGUAGUUUAGCAAACAAUUAACUCCUAAUCUAAACAAAAACAAAUUAGUGAUAAACAAUCCGGUGAAAUUUAAGUCAAAUAAAGUUUAAUAUUUGACCUUUAAUUCAAUUUACCAAUUAAGGGAAAACUACGAUUGAAUUGUUAGAAUUUUAUAUAAUACCGAUUACGUGAGAUACCUGGAAGAUCGCCCAUAAAAAAUCUCUCUGAACCGUUUAUUGAGCGUGUUCCGAUGACAUUUUUUUAAAUUGUUGACUGAUUAUUGAAUCGUUCCAAAGCUGAUCUUCCAAGUGUCCAACAUAGAACACAAAAGAAAUUGUUGAUUUAAUUAAUAUUUUUGGAUGGUGGCCCGAUUUGGUCGCAAAACGUUGGGUUAUCUGAGCGUUGUUGGAUUAGCAUAUCGGACCUUCUUUACUUUUUCUGCAAUGGCUUGGAGAGCACACGGGAAUAAUAAUGAGGAGUUGGUUAGUAAUUUGAAAAAGUACUCAAUAAUCAAGAGCAACAGAGUUGAAGAGGCGAUGCGAAAUGUGGACCGCGGCGACUACUCGAAAAACAACCCUUAUAACGAUGCCCCCCAAGGAAUUGGGUAUGGUGUUACGAUCUCAGCCCCUCAUAUGCACGCCCAAGCACUCGAGUAUUUGUCAGAACACUUGAUCGAAGGAGCAACUUGUUUAGAUGUUGGAUCUGGUUCUGGAUAUCUUGCGGCAUGUAUGGCGCUGAUGGUUGGAGAAAGUGGCAAAGUCAUAGGCAUUGAACAUAUUCCAGAGCUGGUUGCCGUUUCCAUUCAGAAUGUCAGAAAAAAUCAUCCUGAACUUUUGGACUCUGGCAAAUUGAAACUUAUUGCUGGCGAUGGGCGCUUGGGCUUUGCGGACGGGGGUCCAUACGACUGUAUUCACGUGGGCGCUGCUGCACCCAAAAUCCCACCUGCUCUGAUUGAGCAGUUGAAACCUGGAGGACGUUUGAUCUUGCCAGUCGGCCCUGCUGGUGGUGACCAACAACUAGAACAAGUUGACAAAUCUCUGACUGGUGAUGUGACAAGGAAACCGUUGUUUGGUGUUAUCUAUGUUCCGCUCACUGACCGAAGCGAACAGUGGCCCACAAGGGCUCCAGAGUUUUGAAAUUUUCCCCCAAACAAGUAACAAGUCCCUCCUCCCACGUGUACAUCAGAGUGCAACUCGAUCGUGUAAAGUUCCGAUCAGAACCCCAAAUAACAUGAGAUAUGCCACACAUGAGACUAUUUAAACCAAAAAAGGACAUCUAACCAAAGGAUUCAGUUUUAAAACUAAACUAACGAUACUGCUGUUGCUAUUUAUAUGAUUUAUAACUCAAGUCAGUCAUGUUUGUCUCGUAUAACCGCUCGAUCUUAACCUAUACAUAUAUAAUGAUAAUACCAAACCCUCUCUCAACUAACGAGAAUAAAUUUACUGUUGUUUUGUGAUAAAA
Messenger RNA from Folsomia candida, 1560 nucleotides. It is a transcript of the gene Pcmt, whose product is annotated as protein-L-isoaspartate(D-aspartate) O-methyltransferase. Gene Ontology annotation, cellular component: cytoplasm. Lineage: Eukaryota; Metazoa; Arthropoda; Collembola; Entomobryomorpha; Isotomidae. The record is from RefSeq and is a predicted model, not a curated record. Gene Ontology annotation, biological process: protein modification process. Gene Ontology annotation, molecular function: protein-L-isoaspartate (D-aspartate) O-methyltransferase activity. The transcript has 8 exons. The coding region runs from base 459 to 1235 and encodes 258 amino acids.